AGGAAAAGGGUGCCACCCUGUUGGAGGAAAUUACCAGUUACUUGGAAAAGCGAUGACGGAGGUCAAGCCCGUCAAGCCAGUCGCUCCUGGUACACUUUCUCUUUGGAGGCGGUUUGGGCCAUCUGAAACAACAGUUCGAGGAGCUGUCAUUGGCGGUAUUACUGGAGGUAUUGAAAUAUGUAUCACGUUCCCUACCGAAUAUGUUAAAACACAAUUACAACUUGAUGAAAGAUCUGCAAAGCCAAAAUUCAAGGGUAUUUUUGACUGCGUCAAGCAAACCGUUAAAGGACAUGGCGUGUUUGGGCUUUAUCGAGGCUUAUCAAUAUUGAUAUACGGCUCCAUUCCUAAAUCUGCGUUCAGGUUCGGCACCUUUGAGUACCUCAAAGGAAAGGUGAAAGAUGAUCGAGGAAACCUGACCCCAUUUCAGCGAUUAUUUUGCGGAUUAGGAGCAGGAUUAUCAGAAGCUGUGUUUGCUGUCACUCCUAUGGAAACAGUCAAAGUCAAAUUUAUCCACGAUCAAGCCCUUGAAAAACCCCGAUUUAGAGGGUUUAUUCAUGGCCUUAGUUGUAUUAUAAAGGACGAAGGAAUUGGGGGAAUCUACAAAGGUGUCACAGCAACAAUGUUGAAACAAGGCUCAAAUCAAGCUAUGCGAUUUUUUGUUAUGGAAACAUUAAAAGACUGGUAUCGAGGUGGUGACAACAGCGUUGUCGUACCCAAACCUAUUGUUGGUAUGUUUGGUGCGUGUGCUGGUCUGGUUUCUGUAUAUGGUAACACUCCUGUCGACGUAGUCAAGACAAGAAUGCAGGGAUUAGAAGCAAGCAAGUAUAAAAAUUCGUUGCAUUGUGCUAUGCAAAUAUGGAAACACGAAGGAUUUUUUGCCUUCUACAAAGGAACCGUUCCUCGGCUGACUCGAGUCUGUAUAGAUGUUGCAAUCACAUUUAUGAUCUACGACUCCAUUAUUGACUUCCUGAAUAAGAAGAUUGAAGAAAAGCCUGCUAAAGAAAAUACUCAGUCACUUAAAAAGAUAACGGAUGCGAAGCCCAUCAAGCCUGUGGCACCCGGUGCGCUCUCUUUAUGGAGACGAUUUGGACCGUCUGAAACAACAGUGCGGGGAGCUAUCAUUGGCGGUAUCACAGGAGGUAUUGAAAUUUGUAUCACAUACCCUACAGAAUAUGUUAAAACACAAUUACAACUUGAUGAACGGUCGGCGAAACCAAAAUUUAAGGGUAUUUUUGACUGCGUUAAGCAAACUGUAAAAAAUCAUGGCGUGCAUGGACUUUAUCGAGGUUUAUCAAUAUUGAUAUACGGUUCAAUUCCUAAAUCUGCCUGGAGGUUCGGCACCUUUGAGUGCCUCAAGAGGAGAGUCAAAGAUGAACGAGGGAACUUAAGACCAUUCCAGCGAUUUAUUCACGAUCGAGCACUUGAGAAACCUCGGUUCAAAGGAUUUAUUCACGGUCUUGGCUGUAUUAUUAGAGAUGACGGAAUUGGGGGUAUCUAUAAAGGAGUCACGGCGACAAUGGUAAAGCAAGGCUCAAAUCAAGCUAUGCGAUUCUUUGUUAUGGAAACAUUGAAAGACUGGUAUCGAGGUGGUGACAAUAACGUGAUCGUACCCAAGCCUAUUACUGGUAUGUUCGGUGCAUGUGCCGGUCUGGUUUCCGUCUAUGGUAACACUCCCGUCGACGUAGUCAAAACAAGAAUGCAGGGAUUAGAAGCGAGUAAGUACAAAAACUCAUUGCACUGCGCCAUACAAAUAUGGAAACACGAAGGAUUCUUUGCUUUCUACAAAGGAACAGUUCCCCGGCUGACUCGAGUUGUCAUCGAUGUUGCAAUCACAUUUACGAUUUACGAUUCAAUUGUUGACUUUCUUAAUAAGCAUUGGAGAAAACCGAUUAGUUAG
Cylicocyclus nassatus is the source of this 1897-nucleotide messenger RNA. NCBI's taxonomy places the organism in Eukaryota, Metazoa, Nematoda, Chromadorea, Rhabditida, Strongylidae. The record is from the annotation of a GenBank genome assembly.